Molecule: messenger RNA, 1116 nt
Organism: Pectinophora gossypiella (pink bollworm)
Lineage: Eukaryota; Metazoa; Arthropoda; Insecta; Lepidoptera; Gelechiidae
Exons: 1
Coding region: 1-1116 (371 amino acids)
Source: RefSeq, a predicted model, not a curated record
AUGGCGAAUGUGAUUAUCAACGAAUUCCUAACAUUUGUCCAAAAUAAGAUUGAUGUGUUAGACGAACUGAGUAUAGUGCAAAUAUGUGCCACCAACUUCACGGAGGCGGAGAUAUUCGAGGGUAAGAACGUGCUAUAUACUGCAUGUGGAGGAGGAUUCAAAAAUGUGCUUAGAAAAGGCGAUGACAAAAAGAAGAAGAAUGUGACGGAUGUGAUGAAGUUGCUGAAAGAGAUUGACCCUGAUGCACAGCCGACUUUUGUCGCUAAGGAUCUAAACAGGUUACCACCUGUAACUUUUGAUUAUGUGGAUGUUACUCGUCUACUAAAAGACAUGACUGUGAUUAAGUCAGAACUGACAAAUUUUCAAUUGAAAAUGACCGACGAAAUGACUGAUCUACGUAAUUCAUUGGACGCGCAUGCCAGCAAGGAUCGUUCUGAAAGUAUGAUGACAAUCACUCCCAAGAGGCUAUUAACAAAACAAUCGCUUCCGCCUAUGAAUCAGUCUGCAGCGAUCCCCGACGGCUCGCACGAAGCGGUGCAUACACCAACGUACCGUGAUAUUGUACUUGACCAGUCUCGGAGUAAGCGCCCGCGCCGAGCGAAACCCGUCCGUAUGCUGACUGACAUAACGGGUGUGAAUGGCGUUACUAAAACGACUAGCGCUCGCCCAUCUAGCGGCAUGGGAUCUGCUGGUGCCUCGCAAAUAUCGCGAGAGAUUGUGACUACUCAACUACCCUCGAAUGCUAACGAUGACUCGUAUACAAUGGUUAAUCGCACUAAACGUAAAGCGAAAACCUCAAAUAUGCGCGGCACACUUGAAUCUAGUACUCAUAUAGAGGUCGCCGAACCACAGUGUCAUGUAUACGUUUCUCGCACAAAGAAAACCGUGACGGUUGAAGACAUGAAGGAACAUAUACGAGAAAGGGGACAGGAAUGUAUGUCGAUCGAGCUGUUAAAGGCGUAUAAUGAAACUUCCUUUAACUCGUUUAAAGUCACAGUGCGAAGUGGCCAGCUGGAUGUCUUCCUUGAUGCUGGAUUCUGGCCUGCUGGCUUAGUUUACCGCCGUUACCGGGAGCGUUACGUACGUAAUGAUACUAAACAAACUCGUAAUGGUUAG